Molecule: messenger RNA, 718 nt
Organism: Colletotrichum acutatum
Lineage: Eukaryota; Fungi; Ascomycota; Sordariomycetes; Glomerellales; Glomerellaceae
Exons: 1
Coding region: 136-522 (128 amino acids)
Source: RefSeq, a predicted model, not a curated record
UUGGACUCCCGUCGAUCUGCUUGGCCAACGCCGUUGCGGCUUCCUGCCUUGUCUGCCUUGCGUAGGUAUGAACUUUUGAUAGAGGCAGGAGGCGCCAGUUUAGGUAGUGUAAGGCGAACAAGCAGACGGUAAGGCAUGCGUGCGUGUGCGAGCUUGGAAGGUGCCGCGAAUUCACCUCCUUUGGUAUGUGGCAAGGUGCUCAGCUGGGCAGUCAGGCAGGCAGUCAAGACAGACAACGGAAAUCGGGGGGGGGAAGAGGCCACUUCGCGGUUUCUUUUUCUCUUCUACAUGGCCUCGGCCCGGCAGUCUCUCUCAACGCUAUUAUUUCUUUUUCUGAGUCGCUACUUGUAUCGACGUCGAGCAGCGGCCAGCCGUUUUUGUAAGACAUUGAGGCAGCGUGCCGUAGCUUGGAUCGGCGUUGUCUCGGUCGCGUUCGCGGGGAAGGCUUUUGCUCCCGUUGGCAGUACAUAUGGACGUGGAUUGGCUCGACUGCGUGGCUGGACAAAUGGUAAGAAACCGUAAACGGGUAGAGAAGGGGCAUUCAAUCCAUACAGACCAAAUCAAAUUGUCCGGCCUUUGAGUGAGCGACAAGGUGAUGGACCCGGCUAUUUCCUUAGCUGUAACUUGGAAGCUGGCAGCCGCAAGAGUUUCUGGAGUAAGUGUAAACAUGGUCAUAACGGGAAGCUUGCAGAAUGCAAGAAAUAAGCAAAGCGUGGCA